Messenger RNA from Dioscorea cayenensis subsp. rotundata (Guinea yam), 1263 nucleotides. RefSeq lists its product as uncharacterized. Bases 1 to 1263 code for a protein of 420 amino acids. The record is from RefSeq and is a predicted model, not a curated record. NCBI's taxonomy places the organism in Eukaryota, Viridiplantae, Streptophyta, Magnoliopsida, Dioscoreales, Dioscoreaceae. The transcript has 4 exons.
AUGGCCCCAAGUCAAAUCACGACGAUAGGUAUUGUCAUCGCAAACUUGCUUUGGAAGUUGCAUUCUUCUUCUACUUUCGUCUCCGUCUCCCGAUCCGAGAAGCUAUCCGAGUCUGACGUUACACCGGACUGCAAGGAUCUCAUCUUGAGCAUACCUGGCUUAAUGGACAUGUUUUACACUGUUGUGAAAUAUAAGGGAGAGGGUUGUGUGUUAGAUUUAACCAUCUUGAGUGGGUGGGAAUUAUUAUUGGAAGAAAUAUGUACGUAUUGGCACCUUCAAGCUUCAUCGGUCAAAGUUAAGUAUAUAAUUUCAGAUGAGCAGAAGACAGUGGCUUCCAUUAGUUCCGAAGAUGACUUCCAAACAAUGUGCAACAUUCACUGGUUAUUCAAAAUAAACGUGGUUGAUAUGUUGGUAGAGACUGUGGAUAGUAACACAGAAGACAACUCUGGGUCAUCGAGACCAUCGGAAACAUUGUCAAUGCUACCGCCAGUUUUACAUGGAGGACCUUUAACAAUAAGUAAUCCGACAAGAGAUUCAGAAGCUGAGUUUACUAUGAUUGGUCAUCGUUUUGAAAAUGCGAAAGCCUUUAAGGAUGCAUUGUGUGACUUAGCCGUCAAACGCAAUUUCAACUUUCGGUUCAUAAAGAACGAUAAAGAUAGAGUGACUGUGACAUGUGCUGAUGAAGAUUGUCAAUGGCGUGUUCAUGCCUCAAGAGACGGAAACCUUCCUACAUUCAGGAUUAAAACAGCACAACAUGAACACACAUGCGGUGGGGGCAUCAACACACCAUUUCACCCGAGAGCAUCAAAGAAAUGGGUUAGUAGGAAGGUAGUAAUGAAAUUACGUGAUCGGCCUCUAUACCGAGCAGUGGAUAUACAACGAGAUAUAUUACGUGACCACGGUGUUCGUCUGCCGUAUAAACAAGCCUGGAUGGGUAAAGAGUUAGCAAAGGGAAUUCUUCAUGGCAGUGAUAUAGCAAGCUAUGAUCUGUUGGUAUGGUAUGCAGCCAAAGUUUCUGAAACUAACCCAGGUAGCGUCGUUAUUAUUGACACUGAUGGAGAACGAUUCAAGCGUGGGUUUUUCUGUUUUCGUGCUUCUCUUGAUGGUUUCAAGCGGGGUUGUAGGCCUAUGCUUUUUCUAGAUGGAACUCACUUGUUGGGCAAAUAUGGCGGUAUCCUUCUUGGUGCAACAGCCAAAGAUGGAAAUGAAGGAUUUUUUCAUUUGGCGUUUGCUAUCGUGGAUAAUGAAACUAAUGAUAACUGA